GGAGCAAGCAGCACCAAGACCUGAUGUUGGCGAACCCAGCAAUGCAGCCUCAACCCGCUAGUUGGAGCAACGACUCGACCAUGUACUAGCAAUGCUAGACGAUAUCAGCACCUUCGCCGCACCAACCUCCAUCAGCGAGCAGCUCGACACCUUGAAGAACGAGGCUCGACAACUACACCAGCCGCCCGACAACGAUGGCAGCACCAGUGCAUCGCGGCAGUACAAGAUGUCGAUGUUCCGGAUCGAAAAGUUUGAUGACUAUACGCAUCAGGACCUGGUCACCUGGUGGCAGGGCUAUACGACGGAACUUCGGAUUCAUCAGGUCCCCGAUCACUUGUACAUCUCGGCCCUGUUCCUCAACGCGAAGGGCGGGUGCCAGAUCUGGCUCAGCCACGUGGCAAUCAUCCACGGCGUCCAGGUCGCCGACCUGCACAAAAAGAUCUCUUGGGAAGAUUUGACGAAGUUAUGGAAGAAGCGACUCAUUGUUGACGAUGCCUCGACGCUCGCCAUCAACCGCCUCUUUGCAAUGACUCAAGGCAACACACUGAUACGCGACCGGCUCACCGAAUGGCAAAAGAUCGUGGCAACACCCGCUCUCGACUUGCCAUUUUCACAUUUGCGCCGAGAGUUCCACAACUGGUCGUGUGCCGCCUUGAGCCUCACACUCGGUGAUCGCGAACAAUACACGACCUUCGCGGAAAUCAUUGACAAGGCUCAUGAGAUCAUCAAAACCAACCGGGCUGCUGCACACGAGAAAUCCGCGUGGCAGCCAAAAGGGAAGACGAAAACCACAUCUCCGGCCAAAAAUGGACAGUUAGUAGCAUUGGUCAAGUUUAGCUUGAUCGAGGCCGAAUACAAGUGGCGCAGCCGGUAUGGCUGCUGCUAUUGGUGCAAUAGCACCAAGCACAAGACCUCCCAAUGCCAAGAUCAAGGCAAGGAGGAUGCUCGACCUCGAACCAGCUCGGAAAACUGAGUUGCGCGGGAGGUGAGGCGACUCCACCUCUCACUCCGCUAGAUUCGUCCGCCUUGCUAGCGGUCUCCUACACAUC
Molecule: messenger RNA, 1049 nt
Organism: Chara braunii
Lineage: Eukaryota; Viridiplantae; Streptophyta; Charophyceae; Charales; Characeae
Source: the annotation of a GenBank genome assembly